AUGUUGUACGAGUUGUCGGAUGCGAUGAGAGGCCGUUGGCACGGAGCCGAGAAAUUCACCACCGUCUUCCGUACGGGACCGAACGGAUCAAUUGAGUUCGAUUUUAGCGCAAUUCCGUCAACGCGAUGCUUGUUCGAUUUAGUUUCUCAAACUUAUAUUAUGUCAAGUGCUAUAUCCAGAGAACGGGGUAAGUCGAAGCCGUACACUCAAGAUGCUUUGAAUGUUGGCGCUUCGCACCAUGCUGGUGCUGCUUCAAUGCCGAUGGGCGCACCUCAGCCCUCUUUUGCUACCCCUACUAUUCAGAAUAUUCCAGCGCCACAACAAGAAUACGAUAUGACAAGUCCCACAAUGUGUUUACCGGUGGGCACAACGAUACAUCCGAUGGGAUACGGUAUGUCGUUUCUGCAGCACGGCGGCCAUUACGUGGCGAGGCCAGGCAAUGCUCCGCCAACACACAUGCGAGCCCAACCACCACAACAGUACUACCAACCGCAGCAGAUGUACGUACAACAACAACAGUUUUUUCCUGGGCCACAAUAUCGACAACCUGGAAUGGAUUAUGAUCCACAUGCAGCAACAAUGAGCACAAUGUAUAUGGGUCAACAAAUAACGCAUCCAGCACCAAUACCUAUGCAAGCUCCACCACAGCAAAUACAGCAACAACGGAAUAAAAGUGCACGUGCUGAUGCAGCAUCAGAAGCGAAAAAGGAUGAUACGAAAGGGCGGAAGGAUAUAGAUGAAACUGAACAAAAGAAGUCGGAAGUGAUGCGGCAAUUUACUCGACAACUUCAAGAACGGAAUGAAAUGGAUCAAGCAGAGUCAGCAGCAGCAGCCACAUCAACUCCCUCUUCAACAAAAUCAAAUUCAGUUCCACCCGAACCUCCUGCCGAGGCAGCAUCCAGUUCACCACCCCCUACAGAAGAAACAAAACCUAUAGAGAAGGAACCCACACCGGAAGUUCCAGAACCUCCGACGGAAGAACCUGCACCAGAAGCAAAGCCGGCUGAGAAGGAAGCUGAGCCAACUUCUGAUGAGCCUGCACUCGCCGUCGAAAGUGUAGCAGAUGUAGUCGUCGAAGAUUCGGAAGCUGCUGCCGAACAUCCGGAACCUAGCACGACAGCAGAAGAGGAGAUUACGCCACCAGUUGAAGAGGAAGAGAAUGCUCAUUCAUCAGCGGCCGCUACUCCUGAACUUCCUACCGAAGAACCCGAAGAUGAGAGCACCAAAUCCGAGCUAGCACCACCGGAGACCGUCACAUCCGCAACAACAGUCACUACGGACCAACCGUCUGUUGCCGACAUAGAACCGGAGGAGUCUUCAGUGGAUGCUGUUGACACACCGGAUGCUCCAACACCAGAUACCGAAGAAGAGGAGAGGCGUAAAGCUGAGGAGGAGGAAGAAAGGAGACGACUGCGUGAAACUGAACUCGAUGCUCAGCUGCAGUUACUAGAAGCAAAUCCAGCCGAAGUUGACAAAGAGAAUUUGAUCUAUGGAAGGGCAUUCUUAUAUUGCGUUAGGGAUAUUGAAAAGGAGUUCAAACGAUGCCCAUGCCCACUUAGCCAUGAUAAAAUUGUUCAACUAGGCAUUGAUCUAAAUUCGAUGCCAAAGGGGAGCGACAACAAGAAGCAGCACAACUUUAUUCCACCAUGGAUGAACCCGUCUCGACAAUCGAACAAACCCUCGAACCGGCCGUAUGGUGGUCGAUAUUCUCAUAACGACCAUCGUGGUGGCAAAGGCGGUGGGAACAAGAAGUUCCCUCCGUCGGCUAGGCCAUCGAUCGAACGAAAUAUCGAACGAGCUAUCCCGCUACACAAAGCUGAACAUGCAUGGAAAGCUGAGAAGAUCCGACCGGAAGAUCUGGAGAAGGAGGAAGCCAGGGUCAAGCUGUUGCUGAAGAAUGUUCGAUCUUUGAUGAACAAAAUUACUCCGACUACAAAGGACGAACUGAUAAGGGAGUUCCUCUCCUACAAUGUCUCGUCAAGCCAAGAACAGCUGACCUCUGUGAUCAAUAUUAUCUUCGAUAAAGCCGUUGAAGAACCGAAAUUCUGUCCAAUCUAUGCCGAAGUUUGCAAACAACAGGUUGACAAAGAGCUUAAAGAAAAUUCAAAGCUUUCAUUAUGUCGUAAUGCACUUCUCAAUCGAGCUCAGGAAACGUUCGUUAACAAGACAUGGGAAGAGGAGCGAAAUGUGAAGGUGAAAGCAAUCGAUGAUGAAGAGGAUCCAAAGAAGAAGCUCCAAAUGCAGCUUGAUUUGCAAGAGGCCGAUAACAAAUUCCGGCGGAGAAAGUUUGGAAAUAUUACGUUCAUCGGACAAUUGUACCGCCAAUCUCUUUUAUCAACAAAGAUCGUGCAAUGGUGUUUGUUUGACUUGAUCAAGCACUCACACCGAAAUCCUGACACAGGAAAGCUUCCCGAGCCUCCAUUCGAUGAGGAAUCUCUCCAAUGCGCUAUUCAACUGAUUGAAAGUCUUGGAAAGCAACUCGAUAUGUCUACUCCGGAAUUUAACGGAAAGGAGUACCUCGACCAAACGUUGAAACAUCUUGAAUGUAUAUCAGGAAUGUGCACUAACAAAAUUAGGUUUAUGAUAAUGAAUGUUAUUGAACUACGACAAAAUCGGUGGAUACCCCGGAAAGGUGUUGACCAGGGACCGAAGAAGAUCGCCGAGAUUCAUAAUGAAAUCAAGAGAGAGCAGAUGGAGAACCAACUGCAACGGGAUCAGUAUGAUAGAAAAUUGCGAACGGGAGGAAGCACUUCACAACACGGUCGAAAUCCACCUGUCGCUCGAAAUUCUCUUGACAAUAGAUUUGGAGGCGGAGCGAAAGGAGGAGAUCGACGGUCUAUUGCAGCGUCGAAAGCCAAACAGACCCCAUCGAGUGUUCAACCGAAGAGUGUUAGUUUGUUAUUAAAGGGUGACAACUCAUUAGGAGGUGCUAGAAAAACAUGGCAUCAAGGAUCAGGUGGUGGUGGCAACUCCUCCACCACAGAAACGGCAAAGGCUGGUUGGCAAAAGCCUGGACGAGAAGAAGCGCAACGAAAGAACUCCGGCGUAGAUGAGCGAGCAGCCUCAUUAGCAGCUGCUAAAACGAUAUGUUCCGGGAAAACUGAGUCUACACCGGAGACAGACUCCGAAGAGGUGAAAGCUUUGCGCGAAGAGAAAUAUCAAAAGAUCGGUAAAGAGGUUGGCGCUGUUUUGGAAAGUUAUGACGAAGGGGAUAUGAAACUUGAGGAGUGCGUGGAAGACAUCACUAAAAUAGUAAACAGUGAAAAGUACGGAUGUCCAAGUGUUAACGAAGUGUUCUACCGGUUUACGGAAUAUGCCGUCGAAAAGGUCCGGAAACCGCAACUUCCUAAACUUGGACACAUGUUAUGCCUUGCGUUGCAGACUCCUGAGACAAAACAGGAGGCUUUGGCAGGAAUGGCACGAUACUGCGCAUUGGCUGUCGAGGCUGAGAUGUGGAUGGAUAUUCCUGACAUCUGGUGCAAAUUAGCCGAUCUGCUGGUAAACGCUGUGUACUGUGAUCCCAAUUUAACGUCUGGCUCUCGACCGUCCUUCAAGGAUUUCACGAAUGUGUUCAUAGAAGCUUCAAAAGAUGACCGAAAAGACAAGUCAUUUGAGCUGCUGGUUAUUUCAUUGAGACGAAUGACGGAGAUGAACGCAAAAGUAGAUGCACACGAUCACGCGACGAUGUCUUCGUUUGUGUAUCAGGAUGAGGUUUUGCCAUCCCUCCAAAAUAUCGAUCGGGUUAAGUUGGAUAAUGCAUUACGGGCGUGCCGACCCGAAGUGCCUGGAUUCGAAGACCUGUACGCGGUGUUACAUCAUCAUUAA
Necator americanus (New World hookworm) is the source of this 3825-nucleotide messenger RNA. RefSeq lists its product as uncharacterized. The transcript is spliced from 32 exons. The coding region runs from base 1 to 3825 and encodes 1274 amino acids. Gene Ontology annotation, molecular function: protein binding; mRNA binding; translation initiation factor activity. Lineage: Eukaryota; Metazoa; Nematoda; Chromadorea; Rhabditida; Ancylostomatidae. Gene Ontology annotation, cellular component: eukaryotic translation initiation factor 4F complex. The record is from RefSeq and is a predicted model, not a curated record.